UGUAUGCUUGGACUUUGUGCAGUCGUGUGGAGGAUAGGGUGAAAAGGAUGCUGGGAAUAGUAUGGGCUGUAGAGCUGGGAGCACCCUCCUAAGGGAGACACUUAGGUGUAACAUGAUCAGAUAGGAGUAUGGGCCAAGGACUAAGAAUAGAAUUGAGCUCAAGCUCAUGGCUCAGGUGGGAACACAGGAAUGCCAGCCAUGAAGUUAUCAGCCAGAGCUAGAGAAGAGAGCUAGGCUGGAGGAGUGGAGCCUAGGGUUACCAAAGAAGGGCAAAGUCCAGAUGGGAUCACAGCAGUUGAUAGGAGGCAACAUGUGUAGAAAAGGGCAAGGAUCGGGCCCCAGUGUGCUUGGAACCAGAGCCAGAGAGUAAGCUCUGGGCUUGGAGGAAGCCCCACUGGGCCUCAUGGCCUUCCUGGUGUCUGGGACCCUGCAGGCGGCUGCACAGUUGGCAGAUGCUUGGGACAGCUUGGGAAGACAGGGAAAAUACAGGGUGCAGGGUUCAAGGGUAGCCUUGAUACUCAGCAGUUCCGGAGUGUCUGUGGCUGCAGCUGCUGCCCUGGAUGGUGUGUUCCAGGCUCUGGGCUUUGAAAACUGUGAGAAGAGGAAGGUCUCAGUCCAGAGAUUCCAUGAGGAGCUGAGUUUGUUCCGGGAGCAGCUGGAUAUCCAGAGGGGUGCUGUGGGGUGUGCCCUUGUGGUCUUGAUGGCCCCCAGUGGGCAGCUAAGGCAGCCACAGCUGCUGGUUCAGGAGCUGAGUCGCUGUGGGGCCCUGCAGGGUUGCCCCAAAAUCUUCCUGUUGCUCUCUAGUGGCCUCAAGGCUGCCUGGGAGCCUGAAGCUUUCCUCACGAGUCUGGGGGAAAUCUGCAACCAACGUCCUCACUGGUCACUGCUGCAGCUGCUGACAGAGCUCUUUUGCAGAGUAGCUGAAGAGUCUUCUGGGGAUACCUACUGCCCAUUCUUUAGGACCUCCUUGCGGGGCACCCUGUGUUUGGGAGAUGUGGAGCCCUGGAGGCCAGAGUCAGACUCCAGACCAAGUGCACAGUAUGACCUGUCUGGGACCAGAGCCGCGCUCCUACUGGCUGUGAUUCAAGACCGGCUUGGGGCACAGCAUGAUGUGGCAGCACUGGUGGACCUGUGCCAGGCCUUAGACUUCAAGGUCACCUUGAGGAUAGACCCUACAGCUCAGGCAUUCCGGGAGGAGCUGGCUCAGUUUCGGGAAAAGCUGGACACUUACAAGAGCCCUGUGAGCUGUGCCCUGCUGGCCCUGAUGGCCCACGGGGGGCCACAAGGGCAGUUGCUGGGGGUUGAUGGGCAAGAAGUACAGUCCGAGAUGUUGGGCCAGGAGCUGAACUGCUGCCAGGCACUGCAUGGCCGCCCCAAGGUCUUCCUGCUUCAGGCCUGCCGUGGGGGGAACAGGGACCCUGGUGUGGGGCCAAGAGCUCUCCCAUGGUACAGGCGCUGGCUGCGAGCACCCCCAGGCAUCCCCACCCAGGCAGAUGUUCUCCAGGUUCAUGUUGAUGCCCCAGGGAGCACUGGCCAAGCAGACAUCCUCACUGUCUACUCAGCUGCUGAGGGCUGUGUGGCCUAUCGGGAUGAAGAAAAGGGCUCAGACUUUGUCCAGACGCUGGUGGAGGUCAUGAGAGCCAACCCAGGAGGAGAUCUCAUUGAGCUGCUGACAGAGGUCAACAGGAGGGUGUGUGAACUGGACUUGCUCGGGCCAGACAGUGACGAGCGGCGCAAGGCAUGCUUGGAGAUCCGCAGCUCGCUCCGGCGCCGGCUCUGUUUGUAGGAUUGACAGUCCGGCUACUUCCGCUCUAUCCUCGUUACGCACUCUGUCAGCGUUUCAGCACCUUGGGUGUGGGAGCUCAGAUAGCGUGCAAUAAAUACCUGUUCACGAUC
Molecule: messenger RNA, 1896 nt
Organism: Myodes glareolus (Bank vole)
Lineage: Eukaryota; Metazoa; Chordata; Mammalia; Rodentia; Cricetidae
Biological process (GO): proteolysis
Molecular function (GO): cysteine-type endopeptidase activity
Source: RefSeq, a predicted model, not a curated record